Diplodia corticola is the source of this 1539-nucleotide messenger RNA. Its product is annotated as pas domain-containing protein. The transcript has 3 exons. Gene Ontology annotation, molecular function: protein binding. The coding region runs from base 1 to 1539 and encodes 512 amino acids. Lineage: Eukaryota; Fungi; Ascomycota; Dothideomycetes; Botryosphaeriales; Botryosphaeriaceae. The record is from RefSeq and is a predicted model, not a curated record.
AUGGAGACCACCUUCAUCACCAUUCAUGACCUCACCCGCGAGGCCCGCGUUCUGUACUCCUCUGACUCCAUCGUCGAUAUUCUCGGACACACUCCCGAUGAGGUUGUCGGCAAAUCCUGCUGGGACUUUUUCCACCCGGAAGAGAUUCCCUUUGCGAAGGACUUCCACAGCCGUGGCGUGAAGCUUGACAAGGCUGCCGUCUUGGCUUAUUGCCAGAUCAGGAACCGCGAUGGUGCCUGGGUCGGUUGCGAGUGCUGUUUCUCCGUCGUCUACGAUGUGAUGGUGUGCUGCACCAGUGUCUAUCGCCGAGGCAUGACCAGCCAGAAGCGCGCGGUCGAGGCACCAAUUGUCCGCAAGCUGUUCUCGUCCUCGCCGAAGGACCCGAGGUACCACAUGCUGUCGCAUCUGUCGGCCAAGUUCAAUCUUGGUCCUAAGCAGCAAACUCACGAACCGCGUGCCGCUCUUUUCCUCAAUCGCUUCACCCGCACUUUGACCGUCAUGUAUGCCACCAGUGGCAUUGAGCAAGUCAUCGGCAUCCCCUCUGAGGAGAUGAAAGGCAAGAGCUUCUACUACUGCAUUCAGGAAAACUGCUUGCAGGAUGCCGUCCGAGUGCUGGAAACCGCCAAGGGCAACGACUCCAUCGCCUAUCUCCGCUUCCAUUUCCGCGAUCCCCGUGUUCGCCCGAACCAUGAUGCGCUGGGCGCGUCGGACGAUGACGGCACGGACGAAGCCAUGACGGAUGUCACCGAAGACGAGGACGAGGGUGGUGUUGACGUCGGAGAGGAAAACGUCGGAACUCCUCCAGCCCUCGUUACUGAUACCUCCACGAGCACCUCGGGUGUGGACACCGACAACCCAAGCACCUCUAACGAUGAGGGACGCAUCUCUUCGAACAACAGUAGUGCGCGUAGGUUGAACGAAGGUCCUCUGCCUCGGUCGUACAACUCAUCUCAAGCACCAACUUCGCCAUCCACCAAUGGUCAUGAAGAUCUGAUCGAACUUGAGGCUGUCGUCUCUUGCACUUCGGAUGGCCUUGUUGUCUGCCUGCGUCGUGCUCGCCCUCUCAUGCCACCCUCGGCACAGCCUCCUCGAGUCGACCAGCCCGCUUAUGCUAACGGCAUCUUUGCCGCCCCAUGGGCUCCUGAGCCUGUUUUUCUACCUCCCCUGCCCAACGCGUAUGCCAAUGCCGCGCGGAUGGGUCUGAUGGGUCAACCGCAGCAGGCUGCAGCCGCAGGUGGUCCAGAUGGGGUUUGGGGCCAUGGCGGCCCCACAGCAAAUGAUUUCAUGCAGAGCAUCCGCGAUGUUGCGGUUUUUGCCUGGGCCCUGACGGGUAUCAACGGCAGUCUUACAGACUACUCUCGCGGGAAACCAAUGGGCGAGUCUCAGCCACCGGAUGGUUUCCCUAUCUGGAGUCCUCAUGGCAACGGCCAUGGAGACCGCAUCAGAGUCGAUAGCGGAAGUAGCGGAAGCUCGAUGAACGGUAUUACCAGGGACCCAUUUGGUGACCCAGGCCUUGAUGGAAAGCGGUUUGGCGCUUAG